Molecule: messenger RNA, 1065 nt
Organism: Physeter macrocephalus (sperm whale)
Lineage: Eukaryota; Metazoa; Chordata; Mammalia; Artiodactyla; Physeteridae
Cellular component (GO): membrane
Source: RefSeq, a predicted model, not a curated record
AUGAAGCCCUCUGCAGAUGUGCUUGAAUUCAUUGCUUGCACCCUUCUAAUCCUUGUGAGCUUUGCUGGAAACGUGUGUUUAUUUUAUUCUACAAGGAAAUGUAUGACUGGGCGUUUAGAGACAUCCUUUCUUCUGAUUUUCAGUCUUAUAUUUGUCCAUCUCAUUAAAAACUUGGUGGUGGAUGCCAUAAAAAUAGUUUAUUCUUCUGGUUUCAUGUCGGAUUCAGCUGUCUGCAAAGUUCUACACUUCACGGCAGCCCUGACGAUCCUGGCCAUCGAGUUCAUGUUACACUUUGCAUUGCUCUACCACCAGAAGCUUUACCAGACUGUCCAGCCCUUGAGUGAGCCUCCAAACCCGGACCAUCAGAAGCAUUCCUUGAAGGUGGUUUCUGCACUUUGGAUGGCUGGCGUGGCAGUGGACCUCCCAGUUUUACCUUAUACUAGAAAAUCAGAAUACCUGAAUGCAGGAAAUGAUACAGACCCCUUGUCUACUAACAGGAUUCACGUGGAUUGCCUAAUUGACUUUGGAAACAAGCAAGUAGAGUUUUGCUAUGGGAAAGCAUUUUUGGUUCUGAUUGAUAGUCUUCCUUUAGCCAUCUUAGUCUUUGUCUGUUUCUGGAUGUCUUUUCUGCUUUCGGAAAGAAAGAUGACAUAUGGUGACAUCUGGAUUGGAGAUGGUGAUUCAGAAAUUGAAAUCCUAAGAGGGGCCAAGUUUAGUAUUUUAUUAAUGUGGCUGAUCACUCCGCUUUGGAUUUCUCACUUUGUCUUAGUCUAUUUCUUGAAAGACUUGGCAGCCUGGGCCCUUUUUCCAGCUGUUCUCACAGCCCUCUCUUCAGGCUUCUCUGCUCUCAGUCCUUUCCUGCUUAUGCUGGUGAAUUACAAAAUGAAGUUGAUGUCCUUCUGUGAUGCCAAAGAGGAAAAACCCACACCACAGCCUGCAAAUGUUAUUCUCUCUCCAUAUGCUUACUGGGAAAAAACUGUUUUAAUCUUUGGGAAACAGACCCUAUCAAUGGAAGGUUCAGCUGACAUCCCCAUAGGCCUCAUCAAUAGAUAUUAUGGUUUCUGA